AUGGGAGGAGUUACUAUUGCACAUCAACCUAAUAACGAAGAUACCAAUUUCACAAACUAUUCUACUACUGAAGAACAAAUUAAUCAACUGUUAGCCGCUUCUGCUGAAUGGUCUACUAAUAAUUCUAAUAUGCCACCUAUUGAAGAUUUAACAAGUGAGGUUCAAGAACUUAUGAUGAGGGAAUCUGUCAAUUGGCUUCAACCAUGGAGUGAUACUGCUUGUAUUUCUGAUACACAGAUGUAUGCUCAAUCCCUUGAAGAAUUGUUUGGUCAAGAUCAAUUAGAUUUCUCUCAAACUACGACUGCUUUAUAUGAUGAAUUAACUUUUGUUCCUGAUGAUGGUUCACUUAACUUUAGUGCCCCUACAUCUACAGCUUCUUCUCCUAAUCAUUCAAUUGAAGUCAGUCCAAUCGUUCAACCUACUCCUUUAGACGAACUUAAUCAUGUCGACAUUGAAGAAGAAGAAAUGAGUCAACCCCCUUUAAAGCGUAGAAGAAGUUCUGUUUCAAGCGCAACGAGUUCAUCUUCUGAAGAAGAAGAGAGUGAUGAUGAUUCCUCUGAUUCUGAAUCUGAACCUGUGAUACCUACUACUGUUGCUAAUAUGAAUAGUCGUCGAGCCGCUUAUUCUUCAGAUGAUGAUUCUGAUCUCGAACAACCUCGUCCUUCUACUACUUAUAUGUAUAUGCAUAAACGUCAAAUUGAAGAAACUUUACUAGAUCGUAUUACAAACCACUUAGAUCCUGAAAGAUUACCUGGUAUUUUACCUAUUUUGAUGCCUGAACAUGCUGUCAAUCAAGAUGAGGAAGUUGAGAUUGAUUUAUCUUGUUUAGCUCGUGACCAGUUAGUUCAAGUCUUAUCCUAUGUAGAUGCUUGUAUUUUAGAACAACAAGGUGGUCCAUCUGUAAAUAUUGAGGAUUAUAUUCAAAAGAAAAAACAACCUACAUCAUCCACAACAACAACAACAACAACAAAAAGAAGAAGAAGAAGAAAGCCAAAGAGACCUAUGACAAAAACAAGAGCUGAAUUAACAGAAGAGAUUGAUGCUGAUUUAUCGUCAGAAGAAGAAGAAGAGGAGGAGGAAGAGGGAGAGGAGGAUAAUGAGAGUGUGAUACGUUCAAAACAUCAUGGUCCUAUUUCGAUGGCUUCCUUAUCAAAAAAGAACAAUACAGUACCUUCUAAAAAAAGAAAUUCCCCUAAAAGGUCUUCUACAUCAGCACGUCGACGUAAAACCAAAAAGAAUCAAGAUGAUGCUCUUGUGGCAUCUCAUGUGACAGUAUUCCAAGAUCCUGAUAGCAUUGCUUCUUCUCGACCUAAACGACAUGCUGCUGUGCACAAACGUCGUUUAUUAGAGGAUAUGUUGGCUCCCUCAGAUGAAGAAGAAGAAGAAGAAGAGAAUUGUCCUUUAGUUGUGUUUGGAGAUGAAAAGAUGGAUUUUGGUAUUGUUGAUAACUGUACUAUUGCACAUGAUAGUAGUCCAGUGAUAACGACAAAAACUGAAGAAAUCCUAACUACAAGUGCGGUGGCAGAUGAAGCGAAUGAAGAUACUGAUGAAGAAAUUGAUAUCAUGUUUUAA
Messenger RNA from Cokeromyces recurvatus, 1572 nucleotides. RefSeq lists its product as uncharacterized. Bases 1 to 1572 code for a protein of 523 amino acids. NCBI's taxonomy places the organism in Eukaryota, Fungi, Mucoromycota, Mucoromycetes, Mucorales, Mucoraceae. The record is from RefSeq and is a predicted model, not a curated record. The transcript has 4 exons.